Molecule: messenger RNA, 2741 nt
Organism: Nilaparvata lugens (brown planthopper)
Lineage: Eukaryota; Metazoa; Arthropoda; Insecta; Hemiptera; Delphacidae
Product: polypeptide N-acetylgalactosaminyltransferase 11
Exons: 12
Coding region: 303-2225 (640 amino acids)
Biological process (GO): regulation of Notch signaling pathway
Cellular component (GO): Golgi apparatus
Molecular function (GO): Notch binding
Source: RefSeq, a predicted model, not a curated record
UGUUCUAAAACAUAUGUUUGAAAAUGUCAAGUAGCCUAUUAAUAAUAAUAAAAUAACCUUUGCUUAUAAUAAAUAAUAAGUAAGUAAAUUACAGAAAAUUGUAAAGAAAAAUAUUAUUUUAUCUUUCGAAGAUAAAACUUUGUUUCUUUGUUAAUAUCUUUUGAAAUUUAAAACUUCUGAUUGUUCAUGAAAUAGAUCCUACAUUUUUAUCUGAACAACAGAAUGAAGGUUAUCUUUGAAAUUUUAGUUUUGCAAUAGACAACUAACUUCGAGAUCCUAAAGGCCAGAUGUGAAGUAUAUAAAUGGCAUCAACUGUAAGAUACAACUCUUUCUGCUGGGGAAUUGUGUUUGCAUCAAUAACAUGGAUGAUAAUUCUUUACAUGUACUGGCUAUUAAAUACGGAUUCUACUCACAGUUUCCAGCAGACGACUUUACCAUUCACGCCAAGCCAACCAAGGAUUAAUAAUGAGAUCCUGCUUCCUUAUGAGGAUAACGACGCUCAGAGGCAGAGGGCCAAACAGAAAUAUUUCAAAAAUCAGAAUUAUCUGCCAAAAACUAAGUACAAAAAUAGUAAGAAAUUAAUCCAGCAGCUACAACCAGAACUUAUCAAGCCAAACAUAGAUCUACCCAAUGGUCUGGCAGAAAUAGGCAUGGUGAAGUCACUGGAUGAUUUAAAAGUAAGAGAUGAAGGUUACCAUCAAUUCGGUUUCAAUGCCCUCGCCGGACGUAAUCUCGGCAUGUUUCGUCAAGUUCCUGACACAAGACAUAAAUUGUGUGACAAGGAAGAAUAUCCUCCGAAAAUGCCGGAAGCGAGUAUUAUAAUUUGUUUUUAUAACGAGCACUUCGAAACAUUGUUGAGAUCUGUGCACAGCAUUCUGGAUAGAACUGACCGAGCUCUAUUGAAGGAAAUAAUUCUUGUGGAUGAUUUCAGCGAUCUGAAGGGUAGCCACGAUGAUGUUAAAGAUUAUCUAGAUCGGAAGAAUCUGACGAGUACAGUGAAGCUGUACCUGACUCCAGAAAGAGAAGGCCUGAUUCGAGCUCGAAUGUUCGGAGCGAGCCUCGCCACGGGCCAAGUGCUGGUGUUCCUCGACAGUCACAUCGAGGUGAACAGACACUGGUUGGAGCCGCUGCUGGCCAGAAUCGCUGCCGACAGGAAGAACGUGGUCGUGCCCAUCAUCGACAUCAUAAAUGCCGAUACUCUGGAGUACACCAGCUCACCCAUUGUCAGGGGAGGAUUCAACUGGGGUCUGCAUUUCAAGUGGGAAAACGUUCUGGUGGGAUCGCUUAAUAAUGACGCUGACUUCGUUAAGCCGAUUAGUUCUCCAACGAUGGCUGGUGGUCUGUUUGCUAUUGAAAAGGAUUAUUUCAACGAACUUGGUCAAUAUGAUCCGGGUAUGAAUAUUUGGGGAGGUGAAAACCUAGAAAUUUCAUUCAGAAUAUGGAUGUGUGGAGGCACUUUGGAAAUAAUACCUUGUUCAAGAGUUGGACAUUUAUUUAGAAAACGGAGACCUUAUACAUCUCCAACUGGCGAAGACACAAUGACUAGAAACUCAUUAAGAGUGGCUCAUGUUUGGAUGGAUGAAUUCAAGGAAAGGUUUUUCAAGCAAAGACCAGAUGCUUUGAAUGUUAAUUACGGAGAUGUAUCUGAACGUCAAAAACUGAGAAGUGAACUGAAGUGUCGCAGUUUCAGAUGGUAUCUGGACAAUAUUUAUCCUGAAUUAUUGCAAUCAACGAACAAUCCUGAUCAAACCAAAUCGAACAAAAAACCUGUUGUGAUAGAAAAACAGCAAUUCCAGCCUUGGCAGUUUAGGAAAAGGAAUUAUAUUGCUAAAUUUCAAAUUCGGCUCGGGAAUAGCAGCUUAUGUGUUGCAGCUGAAAAAGAUUACAAGACAAAGGAAUCUCUGUUGAUUUUGAAGUCUUGCAUCAGAGCCCAGAGCCAGAUAUGGUUUCAAACGGAUAAGAACGAAUUGGUUCUGGGAAAACUGCUAUGUUUGGAUGUAACCAGCGAUGGGAAAAGACCGAAAUUGUCAAAGUGCCAUGAAAUGGGUGGAACCCAGGAUUGGAAGCAUCGAGAUUUUAGAAAAACUCCAGUCUACAGUCAUGCAGCCGGCACUUGCCUCUCAGUAUCCAGCGCAAAAGCUAAUAGCGACGUCAUCCUUGAACUGUGCAGCAACGACAACACAAAUAGCCAGUGGGAUCUAAUAUUCAAUGAUAGCAAUAGGUAGUAGCCAGUAGGCCUAUCGCAUCGAGGAGCAUAAUUGAUAUUCAGAUUUGUCAUCAAUCUGCCAUCAUAGCAUUGAGGUGUUUAUGAAGAUCGUUGAAUCACGUCGCUGUCAACGAGCUCUGUGAUUGGAUCAAUUGUGGGUGAGUUGAAGAAUAAUUAGGUUGUGUAUGAGUGUGUUGAUAUUGGAGAUGAACUGUGACUGAUUGCGAACAAAGUGAAAUCUCAACAGUUGAGAACUUUCUAUUCUUCCAGCUUCUCUCAAAUCUAUGACUAGACGUAUAAAAUAUACUAUGAAGUAAGGGUAUGGAAAGAUCAAUAAUUCUGCGGAUAGCUCAGAGAGGGAACAAUGCAAUGUUUCCAAGUGCCUAAGACACUAAGUAAAUACAGAAUUUCGAUCAAAACAAGAACCUAUGAAUGAUGGUCCCAGUCAUACUUUGAUAGCCUUGUAGAAAAAAUUAUACCUGCCAAUUGAAAAAAUCUAUAUAAAUAAAAAUCGCGCCUCAAAUUUUGACAUUCA